AUGAAUAUUCAGCUUGAUAAUCUUAAGUCAAGUACUCUAGUCAAUAUGGAAAUGGUCCUAAAAAAGCUGCCAGGAGAUAAAUACAUGCUCAUUGAGCCCGGAUUGCUUAGAGCCAUGGAUCGCACUGUUUCAAUGCAUUUUCUCUCCAGCCUGGGGGUGAAAAAGAUCUUCAAAAUCCAAGAGUUACCCCCUGAGGCAUCUUUUUCAAGAUUAGUUUAUGUCAUCUCACCUACUCGAAAUUCCGUUCAAACUGUUCUUGAUCAUGCUGAAGUUGAUCGUAAGGCGCAGAUAAAGCGAACCAAACUGAUUGCAUUUGUCCCUAAACACACAGUUGCUAUGAAAUCCAUCUUAGAGUCAAGUGGUGCUCUUGGAAAUGACCUUCAGAUAGCGGAUCUCUCUUUUGGCUGGAUCCCCAUUGAUGUUGAUUUGAUCUCCUUGAAUCUUCCAGAGGCCUUCACGAAUUAUUUCUUGCAUGGCGACACGGCCUGGCCUUAUCACUUCGGACAGAUGUUGGGUCAUGUUCUGGAAACUGUUCUUCCAGAUGGCCAGUCACCGACGGACAUCAAUAGUUUACCUGAUCGUAUUCGGCCCAGUCCAGAUUUCUGA
Rodentolepis nana is the source of this 606-nucleotide messenger RNA. The record is from the annotation of a GenBank genome assembly. Lineage: Eukaryota; Metazoa; Platyhelminthes; Cestoda; Cyclophyllidea; Hymenolepididae.